GCAGUGCACUGUCACACCGGCAGUUGCUAUCUCCUUUCUCUCUACAGAACGCAUACAUUCUCACGCUCCUGCUUGCUUUUGCAGGCUGUCAGCUGGAAGCCUCAGCGUGGCCCUGCUGGCUUUAGGAUACUUCCUGGGAGGAAUUCCUGGCAGUGGAUACUUCAUCCAGCAAUCGCCAUAGGGUUAUCUGUUCUCACGGUCAGUGAUGGUGUGACAGACGCAUCUCUCAUGCUCUGAUCUUCCCGAGGGGGAGCCACUGAGGAUUAGCUGGCGGAUGAUGCAUCAGGGGGAGGCGGAAAGGCCGUGUUUAUCUGCUGUCCCUGUGUCACAGAGAGCUUCUGAGGAGCAUUCAGCUGCCAACGGCAUCAGCGGGCCUCAGUCAUCCAGCUGUUCACCUCACUGCCACAGCUAAAGUGAUGAGUCCCAGCCUUCCUUUUCAGGAUUAAAAGUGGACAAGACGUCAAUGGGCUGGACUAUGAUUCUAAAAGAUGACUCUGGUGUAACAGGCUGGACAUGGCGUGUUGGGAACUACCUGCUGCUCUCUAUGUCUCUAAUUGGAAUGCAAGUGAGAUCAGACUUAGAGUUUCCGAAGGACAGAAACUAUAUGUGGAAAACCGGUCAGUGGGGCAGGUGCAUGGGAGAAGAAUGUGGAACUGAUGGGGUUCAAUCCAGGACGGUGUGGUGCAUCCACUCAGAAGGCUGGACCACGCACCACUCAAACUGCCGGCACUCAGAUAAACCUGAGAGCAAGAGGCCUUGCUUUAAAGUGUGCGAGUGGCACCAGGAUCUCUUCGAAUGGGAGGUUUCAGAAUGGGGGCCAUGCGUUUUAACACCAUUCCAGUCCAACGUGCUCAAACCAAGGACAAUUAAGUGCGUCACGGCCCAGCACGGCAUCCAGAGACGGAAGGUCCAUUGUGUGCGCACCUCAAACCACACAGCCGUUACGGAGAGGAUAUGUGAGUUCUUUUCCCCACGGCCGGUGCUUGAACAGGCCUGCCUGAUCCCCUGCCCUCACAACUGCAUCAUAUCCGAUUUCUCCUCCUGGUCCAGCUGCAGUCGAACAUGCGGCACGGGUCUCCAGCAUCAGACCCGACACGUUUUAGCGGCACCGAUGUAUGGAGGAGCUAAUUGCCCCAAUCUCACCCAAACAAGGACAUGUACAAACCUUCUGCCCUGUCCGGUUGGAGAAAGCGAGCAUCGCUACAGCCUUAAAGUCGGCCCCUGGAGCGAGUGCAGGCAGUCGCAACACAAGGGGCUCUGGAUGAGUGGAAGGACCAUGCUGGACUUCACCAUGGGAGAUACAGAGAGGAACACCGUAAAACGACAUAUCCAGAGCUCCCGGCACCAGCAUCACCACCUCCACCACCACCAUAGCCUCAAGGGCUUGGAUGUGGAGAUUGGCUACCAGACACGCCAAGUACGUUGUGUGCGCAGCGACGGCAAGAACGCCAUGCUGAGUCUUUGUACCCUUGACAAAGGUCCUGGAACAUUCCAGUCAUGCAUUAUGCCCAGAGACUGUGAGACCUCUGACUGGUCCGUUUGGAGUCCAUGUUCAAAGACAUGUAGGGCAUCAGAUAUGUCACCUGGUUUUCGGGUCAGGACUCGCAGCAUAACGCAGACUCCUAUUGGACUAGGCAAAGAAUGCGCCACUCUUGAAGAAAAGGAAGCCUGCAACAUCAUUGGAGAUUUACUUCCUAACUGCCCUAGGUAUGUGUGGAAGAGCACGGACUGGGGGGACUGUCAAGUGGCAUCUCUUCUCAGCCAGCAGGACAGAAGGCUUAACAAUGUAAGCGUUCUCUGUGGUGGAGGGAUUCAGACCAGGCAGCUGUACUGCAUCCAGGUCCUUGACAACUCCACCCCUCAUCACAGAAAUGAGGUGUCUAGGCCAGUAAGUGGGCAUCUGUGUGCAGGAGAAUUGCCUUCUGCAGUGCAGCACUGCUCUAUACCAUGCCCACAGCUAUGCCUGCUCUCCUCCUGGUCCUCCUGGGGGGCCUGUCUCCACGACAACUGCAUGGAAACACAUGGACGAAAAGGUAGGGAUCCAGCAUGCUUUCUGUGGCAGGUGCAAUCUGAGGGUCCUUGUUUGACCAGUGAAGGGAACUGUGGAAAUGGAACCAGGACUCAAACUGUCACUUGCGUCAACUCAAAAGGGCAGCUUGUUCCCGAGGAGCUGUGUGAAGAUGAGCCGCCCCCUAAAGAGGUGUCCUGUGUGAUGGCGUGUUCAGGUGACUGUGUGCUCAGCUCCUGGUCUGAUUGGUCCUCCUGCUCCCACAGCUGCUCCAGUAAAAACUCAGAGGGCAGACAAAGCCGCACACGGACCAUAUUAGGCUUGCCGGGAGAAGCUAAGGCAUGUCCAGCUGCUACUGCUCUGGAGGAGUGGAGAACUUGUAAUGAUCACCCAUGCAUCACCUUCUACUGGGAAGCAUCACCAUGGGGACCAUGCAUUGAGGACUCCUCCAUAAAUCUAAAUGGCAGUGGCUACUGGAACGGAACGGCCACCAAUGCAGUCGGUGUGCAGAUUCGUAAAGUGGUCUGCAUGAAAAUGGGCGUCGGGCCAGUUAUUCCCAAAAGGUGUCCAGAAUCUGUCCGACCUGAGACCGUUCAGCCCUGUUUACUGCCCUGUAAGAAAGACUGCAUUGUAACUCUUUUCAGUGAAUGGACAGCCUGCCCUACCACAUGCCUGCCAGUGAACAACAGCGUGCCCUCACAGUCACGAUACAGGAUCAUCAUCCAGCGGGCGGCCAAUGGGGGUCAAGAGUGUCCAGAUACUUUAUAUGAGGAGAGAGAAUGUGAGGCUCUCCUGGUUUGUCCUAUUUACAGAUGGAAGACACACAGAUGGCAUCCAUGUACUCUGGUCCCGGAUUCUGUCCAGCAGGGAAUGACGGGAGCCAGUGAAUCGUGUGGUAAAGGAUUAGAGAUGAGAGGAGUGAGCUGUGUGGAUGAGUAUGAUGAGAUGGCAGCCGUGUCAGAGUGUCUCCGGUGGGCCGGGCCGAUACCGUCACGCUUCAGGAGCUGCUGGGUACCAUGCAGGGAUGACUGCACCUUCAGUUCCUGGUCUAAAUUCUCUGAAUGCUCUGGCUGUGGAAGUCGACGUACCCGCAAACGCACACUAACAGGUCGGAGCCGGAAACAAGACCACUGUCUGCGGGAAGACUUGUACCCUCUGGUGGAGUCCGAGCCCUGUCCGUGUGAGGAGUUUGUUACUCAACCAUAUGGUAAUUGGUCAUCUUGUAUCCUAUCGGAAACCCCAGCACAAGGAUCCCUCCAGGGAUGGAGGGGUCGGCGAGAGGCAAGUGACUGCGGGCAGGGAUUGCGUUAUCGUGCUGUGGUCUGUCUGGACCAUGAAGCCUACUUGGUUACCCCAGACCACUGCAGUGAAUCAGGUCUGGUGGAGGAGAUUUGCCACAUACCCUGCCCUCUGGACUGCAAGCUGAGCGACUGGUCGCCCUGGUCGGCCUGCAGCGCCUCCUGUGGCAGUGGGCUGAAAAUCAGGUCCAAAUGGCUACGGGAGAAGCCAUUCAAUGGCGGGCGGCCAUGCCCCAAACUAGACCUGAAGAAUCAGGUGUAUGAGGCUGUGCCCUGUCGAAGUGAGUGCGGUCAGUACGAGUGGGUAACAGACCCCUGGUCAGUCUGCACUAUCAACACAGUGGACGAGCUGCCAGCCUGUGGUGAAGGUGUCCAAAGCCGCAAGAUUCGGUGUGUGAGGCGUGACAGUGGGGAUCAGGUUAGCAGUGUGAACGAGACCCUGUGUGACCUGGAAGAAAUCCCUCUCCAAGCUCAGACCUGCGUCCUGCCAUGCCCUAAUGACUGUGUGAUGUCCCAGUGGAGUCAAUGGAGCACCUGUUCAAUACCAUGUAAUGAAAGCACAGUGAGGAUGAGGACGAGACACAUGCUGCGCCCCCCAGUGGCCGACAGAGUGUGUCCAGACAGCACCCAGACAGAGCCCUGCAGCCUCAACAGCACCUGCUUCAGUUAUCACUUCAAUGUCUCCAGCUGGAGCACCUGUCAGCUGAGCGAACAUGCCAUCUGCGGCCAGGGCACAAGGACACGACUCUUAGAUUGCAUCCGCAGCGAUGGCAAAGUUGUGGAUUUGAGCAUGUGUGAGGAGCUGGGCCUGCCUCGACCGUGGAGACUGGCAAUGAACUGUGUGGUGGACUGUCCCUUUAACUGCAUCCUGUCUGACUGGGCGCCCUGGACCGAGUGUUCACACACCUGUGGCAGUAAAGGUGUUAUGAUUCGCUCUCGCAGCAUGCUUCAGCAAGCUCAUGAGGAGGGACGCCCGUGUGCCUCUCAGCUUUCCCAGACCAAACCCUGUCCCAUAAGCCCCUGCUACUCGUGGCUUCUGAGUGAUUGGUCUCCCUGCACAGUGGAGGGGGCAGAAUGUGGAGAGGGCAAGAGGGAGAGGAACCUGACGUGUGUGGUGCACUGGUCAGACUGGCCGGACAACCCCCACCCUUCGAAAACGGUAGAGGACGAGAAAUGUGGAGACCGAGUGAGAAAGGAAAGCGAGCAGGAGCUGCAGCAGCCGUGUUUCGUCCCCUGUCCAGGAGACUGUCACCUUACAGAGUGGUCGCAGUGGAGCUCCUGUCAGCUGACGUGUCUGGAGGGACGUAGUUUUGAGACGGUGGGCCGUCAGGCACGCUCACAGGCUGUGGUCAUACAAGUGCUGGAGAAUCAGGACAGCUGCCCUCACCAAAUCUUUGAGACACGUCCAUGUAAAGGAGGGAAAUGUCACAGUUACGAGUGGAGGACCAGUGCCUGGAAUGACAACGAAAGAUCAGUUUGGUGCCAGCGGUCUGAUGGGGUCAAUGUGACAGGGGGCUGCUUUCCACAGAACCGUCCGACCACUGUGCGGCACUGUCACCCUCCCUGCACCAAACCCUUCUCCCACUGCAAGCAGAGCGGUGUGUGCGGCUGUGAGAAGGGCUAUACUGAAGUGAUGACCACACAUGGAUUCCUGGAUUACUGCACCAAGACCCCAGGAGCUGACAAUAAGAAGGCAGAUGUGAAGACCAGCUCGGGAAGAUUAAAGCCAGGCACCACUCAGAUCCAGGACCUCUUCGGCGAGUGGUCCUUGCAGCCGCUCGGCCCAGAUGGAAGAAUAAAGCUGUGGGUCUUCGGGUUAACAGCUGGAGGAUUCAUUCUCAUAUUAUUCACAACUGCUGUGGCCUUUCUGUUUUGCAAACCAUCCAAACAGAGUAAAAGUGCAUCUCCACCACAGAAGCCCCUGACUCUGGCAUAUGACGGGGAUGUGGACAUGUGAUCAAGCUCUCUGUGACUGUACAUUCAAAGCACAAGCUGGACUACGUGCAACAUUUUAAUAUGUUCCUUUCUCCAAGAUGCCCUUUGGAUUUUUGGAAAAAGAAAAAGAGACGCAGACAUCGAAGAACAUUUCGAUCUUGAAGUCUGAAGCGAACACAAAACAUUGUGUGCAUGACUGCAAGGAUGAAGGUUUUGGAUCAGUGGUCAUCAUCAUCGUGAAAAUCGUGACAUUUAAAGAGAGUACGAGACACAGCUGACAUUCCAUGGACCAGAUGGAGGACUUCGACAUUUUCUUGCCGUGAUUUUUCUUACAUCAAAAAAUAGGAAAAAAAGAAAAAAAACAAGAGAGAGAGAAAGAAACAUCACGAGUUUUGCUGAAUCUAUUGUAUCAGUCGCAUUAAAAGCCUAGUUCACCCAAAAAUGUAAAACUGUGUUAUCCUUUACUCACCCUCAAACCUGUAUGACUAGAUCAUGACCAGCUUAUUGAGUCCAUUUUUUUUUUAUAUAUAUAUAUAUAUAAAUCAUUCAGACCACAUCAUUUUAUAAAUGAUUCAGUCACUCAGUUUUGUUGACUGAAUCAGCUAGGUGACUCAAAAGAACUUUGUUCAUGUCAAGAUUUUCAGUGAAAAAUGACUUAAACUGCAAUUUGAGUGUCUCACAAAGUUAUUGUAUGAUUAUGAAACUUGAAAUAUAAUGCACAAAUUGUAUGUAUAAAUUGUACUUGUAUUAAUAAUAUGUUCGUUAUGGUUUUACAUUCUUUAAGAUGCUUGGAAUCUCCAGUCGCUCUUCAUAAUUGGAUUGACAAAAACAACUAAUACAUUUUUAAGGUUUAUACUUUUAUGUUUUCCGCAUUUGAAAUAAAGUCAUACAGGUUUGCAACAUCUUGAGGUUUAUUAAAUGACAGAAUUUUCAUUUUUACGUGAACUAUACCUUUAAGCUGAUCUGAAAGUGACUUUUUAGCAGAGAACGAGAAAAGACUGAUGUGUUAUGCACUAUAUUAGUGCUUAGUCGUUUUUUAUUUCCCUCUUGAUCUAUGUUCAAACUGAUUUUCUAGUGGGUUUUUGUUUUUCAUUGUCAUGCAAGGACUUUUGCUGUAAAUUGUUGAUUUCGUGUAGAAUGUCUCUGUGUGUGAUCCGCACAGUAAACCAAACACAGCUAAUUUAGACACCGCGAGAGGUUAAGGAGAUGAUCUGCCCGUGUGCUGCUUCCACAUGCCUCAGUUUGUCCCUUAACCUCCGUCUAGCAGUUGGAAAAUUGAUGAGGUCUGCUUCAACACCAGCAGAUAAUGAACAGUGUUCCUGUGACGCGCAGAAGGGUUUUAGAAAGCAGCUUUCUGCAAUAUCCUGCGGUUAGAGGAACUCAUUUAGCACAGAGACAGUGGACAAAUGCAUUUGUGUAGAGUCUGCAUGAGCAGAACACCGGGAGAAAGUGCUUCAACACUAUGAAUGUUCAUCAUUUUCACUAAAGUACAGGUACUGGGUCUGUAUUUUAAUAAUAUCCCUGCUAGUGUUUUUUUUUUUUUUUGCUUUUGCUUUACUGACUGACUUCUUGCUGGCAUAUUUGUCUUGACUAUCUGUUUCAGGACCUAGACUGUCAAGGUUCAUUUCACUCCUUGUACUGCCACAUGACAAAACGUUUCCUGAAUCUCAACCAUCCUCAUUAUAAUGAGAUAACUUGUGGUUUUUAAGCUUCGCAAGACCUCUUGUUCAUUGGGUCUUACUCUACUGAAAGAAUGUAUUCUGUAUGUGUUACAUACAUGCACAUGUAUUUUCUUAUUAUUUUAUUCUUUUUGUCCCAUCAGUAUAUCUGCUGAUGUCCAUGUUGGCUGGAUAGUCUACAUCAAGAGCAGAACCGUUCUAGUUCCUCUGUUUGAGACCCAUCUGGAAGAUCUGCUGCUCUUAGACUGAGUACAUCAAAAGGCUUUGGUGUAUUUCUAAAUUAGUCCAUCGAUGUGAGAAGCUAAAAUGUGUAUAACUUAUUUAUUUAUUUAUUUCUCUCCAGGGGUUGCUGACAAACCCUGUAAAAAAGUGGCAAUAUUUUAUAUAUAUAUAUAUAUAUAUAUAUAUAUAUAUAUAUAUAUAUA
Messenger RNA from Carassius gibelio (silver crucian carp), 7345 nucleotides. RefSeq names its product thrombospondin type-1 domain-containing protein 7B. Gene Ontology annotation, biological process: actin cytoskeleton organization. The coding region runs from base 464 to 5263 and encodes 1599 amino acids. The transcript has 30 exons. NCBI's taxonomy places the organism in Eukaryota, Metazoa, Chordata, Actinopteri, Cypriniformes, Cyprinidae. Gene Ontology annotation, cellular component: plasma membrane. The record is from RefSeq and is a predicted model, not a curated record.